AUGGAGGAGAGCAGGUUGUGCCAGUGGAGUGUAAUUCGAUCGGUGUUGGCUAUUGUCCAAUGGUGGGGGUUCAAUGUCACUGUCAUCAUCAUGAACAAAUGGAUCUUCCAGAAACUGGACUUUAAGUUUCCGUUGACUGUGUCGUGCAUUCACUUUAUAUCCUCGGCCAUCGGUGCCUACUUGGUGAUUAAAGUGCUAAAACUGAAGCCUCUAAUCACAGUUGACCCUGAAGAUCGAUGGAGAAGGAUAUUUCCAAUGUCGUUUAUAUUUUGUAUCAACAUAGUUUUGGGGAAUGUUAGCCUGCGGUAUAUACCUGUUUCUUUCAUGCAGACUAUCAAGUCUUUUACUCCUGCUACAACAGUCAUCCUGCAGUGGCUAAUCUGGAAAAAGUACUUUGACUGGCGAAUUUGGGCUUCCCUGAUUCCUAUUGUUGGUGGGAUUCUACUCACUUCAAUCACAGAGCUCAGUUUUAACAUGCUCGGCUUUUGUGCUGCUUUGUUCGGCUGUCUUGCAACGUCCACAAAAACAAUUCUUGCGGAGUCUUUGUUGCAUGGAUACAAAUUCGACAGUAUAAAUACAGUAUACUACAUGGCGCCAUUUGCAACAAUGAUAUUGGCUGUGCCAGCAUUGCUUCUAGAAGGAUCAGGUGUCGUCAGUUGGCUUUACAUGUGCCCCUCUCUUUUCUCGUCUCUGGUGAUCAUAUUCGGGUCGGGUGUAUUGGCCUUUUGUCUCAAUUUCUCUAUCUUUUAUGUUAUCCACUCGACAACUGCUGUGACCUUCAAUGUUGCUGGAAAUCUUAAGGUUGCUGUUGCUGUUACAUGCUCGUGGCUGAUUUUCCGUAAUCCGAUCUCCAUGAUGAAUGCCGUUGGGUGUGGUAUUACCUUAGUCGGGUGUACUUUCUAUGGGUACGUGAGGCACUUGCUCUCCCAGCAAGCGCCCGGGACCCCGCGGACACCACGCAACAAAAUCGAGCUCAUCCCUUUGGUUAGUAGCGAUAAAUUGGACGACAAAGUUUGA
Messenger RNA from Striga hermonthica, 1017 nucleotides. The record is from the annotation of a GenBank genome assembly. Lineage: Eukaryota; Viridiplantae; Streptophyta; Magnoliopsida; Lamiales; Orobanchaceae.